This is a messenger RNA of Enterobius vermicularis (human pinworm), 348 nucleotides long. Lineage: Eukaryota; Metazoa; Nematoda; Chromadorea; Rhabditida; Oxyuridae. The record is from the annotation of a GenBank genome assembly.
AUGUAUGGGCCAAAGGCUAAACCGGGUGUUAAGUUAACUGAAGUUAACAUAUCGGUCUAUGGAGUAAAAUCAAUCGUUAUAGCGAAUGCAGAAGGCGAAAUCAAUAUGCUUAUUGGAUUUUUUGUUAUGAAUGGUGUUUACAUCGCAUUAUUUUUAUUGUUUGGAUCAUGCGUUAUGUGUAGCUGCUUAAGAAGGAUGGUCAAACGAAAAACACUGCUUCAGAAUGGACAACUUGGUCAGCAGCAAAAACCUUUGGAGCUGAAGAAAGAUAGGUGGCAAUAUUCCAGGGAACAUCGACAGGCAUGCAAUGUGAGCUCCGUGUUUAUCUUAUUUCGAAGUCCUCUGUAA